AUGAUACAAGGUGAGAGAGGCACACUCAAGGAGCUCACCGACAAAUUCCUUGGUAUCCUCGGUGUCAACAACAACAAUGGUGCGCCCAACGACCAUCCAGAUGACGCUGUCAGGGCUGGACCAAUCGAACAAGCCAAGAUCCAAAAGAAUGAAAUGGAAGUAUCAGGAUACUCCACAAUGUGUAUACUUGGAUCGUUUAAUAAGGGAAAAAGUUAUAUCCUUUCAAGGAUAUUCGGCCUCAACUUUGAGAGCUCAUCGUUUAGCCAUACUGUUGGUAUAAGUGUUGUAAUGUCAAGAGGUGACAAUGAUAUGACUCAGAACAUCAUUGGUCUUGACACAAAGGGUUCCCAACAGGCCGUGGUGGGUGGUACCAAAGAAGGCCUGACCGAAGCCGGCUCAACCGAGCACUUUUUAAAAUGCCUCUCAUUCUACCUGUCCGAUGUUAUCUUGAUUGUAGUCGACCGCCUGACCACCGAGGACCAGGUAUACAUCCACCAGAUGAAGUAUAUGCUCAAGAAGGAGAAGAACACCACCAAGAGGAUAAUCGUCGUCCACAACCUUCCAAAGGUGACUACCUUGGAGCAGAUGGAUCAAGUGAUCAAGGAGGACAUUGUUGAUUGCUGCAAGGCCAAGUUGAGUGAUCCCAACCGUCCAUACUGGGCCGAAGAGGAUCAUACCAAGCACGUUGUCCUGGCACACGAUGAGAGACUGAACAAGUCACCCGCCGGCCUGCUCUACAACCAACGUACUAUCCUCAUGUUGAAGGAAUGGCUCAAGGCUGCCGCGUCCGAAACCCUCAAGCCAUUCAGACUGCUAGAGACCGUGGUGGAGUUCACCAAUCAGCAGCUGGGCCGCUACUUCCGCUACACACAGCUGCCCAAGGUCACCUACAAGGACGACACCGUCAUCAAAUGUGAGACCAACAUGAAUGUGAUCCCAGAGUAUGCCGACCUCCAGUUCAACUUGAUCGGCAUCAUGAAUGAGAACAGCUCGCAGGUCAAGGCCAGGGUGGCCUACGAUAAGAACCACUACUAUAUCAGUCUGUUCUGUCCGGGCUACGAGGCCAAGGAUCUGCAGGCCCAAGCCAAUCCGAUUCCCAACGAUCAUGGAGUCAAGGUGGUCAUCACAUCCAAAUCCAAGCUGACUGAUCUGUUGCCACCAGGUGCCGAAACACUUCAUUCGGACCUAGGCGAGGCCGACCUUGGUGCCCUCAAGUACGAAUGUGUGUUGCCAUGUCAACUGACAUCAAUGAAUCCAUCCAAGCGCCAGUACCAGAAUGGUAACCUCUUCCUAGUCUAUGAUAUCCUUCAAGAUGAGGGACCAACAUCACUCUUUGAUUAA
Messenger RNA from Acytostelium subglobosum LB1, 1341 nucleotides. RefSeq lists its product as hypothetical. Lineage: Eukaryota; Evosea; Eumycetozoa; Acytosteliales; Acytosteliaceae. The record is from RefSeq and is a predicted model, not a curated record. The transcript is spliced from 2 exons. Gene Ontology annotation, molecular function: GTP binding. The coding region runs from base 1 to 1341 and encodes 446 amino acids.